This is a messenger RNA of Suillus paluster, 672 nucleotides long. RefSeq lists its product as uncharacterized. The record is from RefSeq and is a predicted model, not a curated record. The transcript is spliced from 3 exons. Bases 1 to 672 code for a protein of 223 amino acids. NCBI's taxonomy places the organism in Eukaryota, Fungi, Basidiomycota, Agaricomycetes, Boletales, Suillaceae.
AUGUUGAACUCGAGCGCAAGUUCUGCCACCAUAGUUGCUGUUGCUGUCCUCGAGAAUGGGAGGUUUUGCGAAGGUCAAGGCAGGGCUCUCAUUUUUGAUGCUCAAAUCUAUCUAGGCAAUUAUUGUCCUCCGUUGCUAGCUGCAUUGAAGUACUUUAAUGCUGACAACCAGGCUUUCGAUCCUGUCGGCUUCUACAUUGUCAUUGCGAGAUUGAUUCCCAUUGCAAAGGAUGGUGUUUCUCCACUAUACACACCUUACAUCGAGAUCUGUGGCACCGUCGAGCAUGUCAAUGACCUCACAAACACAUUUUCCAUAGACGCGCAUCAGUAUGUCUCGAGCCUUCGAACCAACUCCACCGGAGCAUCAAGCACCGGUCAACGGCCUGUCAAAUCCAUCCUGCUAGUUGAAUGUGGCUUUCCGAAUACAGCACAGUGGACAAAGUCAGGCAAGAAGCUCACGCCCCAGCCGCACUGUUACAUUUCUGUCACUGGUUUUAUUACCGGAAGAAAGGUCAAGACUGUUGAAGGAUCUGAACCUGAAACUGAUAGGUUCACAGUCGAGGUGGACUCAAUUGUGUUCCUAGGGCGUCCUGUCAUCACAAAGUUGUCGGGCAGCAUCUCGGCUAUAACAGAGAUCAGGUCCUUCUACAACCAAAGGACUGAAGAAAACUGA